AUGCAUAUUGAUUGUUUGCAAGCAUAUGGUGAUUCACAGUUAGUCGUCAGACAGUUGAAUGGCCAAUACGCAGUCAAAAAUGCUACUCUCGUCCCAUACCAUGAAAGGGCAAAGUAUCUCAUGUCACAGUUGCAAGACAUUCAUGUGAGUCACAUCCCGAGGUCAGAAAAUGAUAAAGCUGAUGCACUAGCUAAUUUGGCUGCAUCGUUAACGUUACCUGAUGAAAGGGAUAUCCAAAUCACGGUUAGGGAACGUUACUUACUACCCCAAGCUAUAGAGAGAAUUGAAGAAGUUGUUGAUUCAAACAUCAUCACGGCUUCCGAAUGUGAGGAGGAACCAGAUGAUCUUGAUUGGUGUCAUCCCAUAAUCGAGUAUCUCCAACAUGGCAAGUUGCCAGAUGACUCAAGGAAAAAGGCCGAAGUCCGACGCAGGGCCACAGGGCCACUCGACGCAACUAAAGCCCUUCAUGAUACUCAUGCUGGCACUUGCGGUGCUCAUCAAGCUAGUCCAAAACUCUCAAACCAACUGAAGAGUUUGGGUUAUUACGGGGCAACAAUGGUCCGAGACUCAAUGAAAUUUGCAACCAAAUGUAAAGAUUACCAGUUACAUGGAGACUUUGUUCACUAG
Prunus armeniaca (apricot) is the source of this 627-nucleotide messenger RNA. The record is from the annotation of a GenBank genome assembly. Lineage: Eukaryota; Viridiplantae; Streptophyta; Magnoliopsida; Rosales; Rosaceae.